CUCCCACAGAGCUUCCCCCGGCCGUUUCCGGUUGUACUUGGAAGCACGAGUUCAGGCCGCCGCUGCGAUUGACUGGCUGCUGGCGGCUGCGUGAGCCUUCUUAGAACGGCGGCGGGGGAAGCCAGUCUUCAGCCAACAUGUCCAGCAGAAAUAACAACAAGCUGCCCAACAAUCUGCCGCAGUUACAGAAUCUGAUCAAGCGGGACCCGCCAGCCUACAUCGAGGAGUUUCUUCAGCAGUAUAAUCACUACAAAUCCAAUGUGGAGAUUUUCAAGUUACAACCAAAUAAACCCAGCAAAGAAUUGGCAGAGCUGGUGAUGUUUAUGGCACAGAUUGGUCACUGCUACCCAGAACAUCUAAGUAACUUUCCUCAAGAACUGAAAGAUCUUCUUUCCUACAAUCAUAGUGUAUUGGAUCCGGAUCUUCGAAUGACAUUUUGCAAAGCUCUGAUCUUGCUGAGAAAUAAGAAUCUCAUCAAUCCAUCAAAUUUACUAGAGCUCUUCUUCGAACUUCUGCGUUGCCAUGAUAAGCUUCUGCGAAAGACUUUAUACACGCAUAUUGUAACUGAUAUCAAGAAUAUAAAUGCAAAACACAAGAACAAUAAAGUGAAUGUAGUUUUGCAGAAUUUUAUGUAUACCAUGUUAAGAGAUAGCAAUGCAACUGCAGCCAAGAUAUCUUUGGAUGUGAUGAUAGAACUCUACAGAAGGAAUAUCUGGAAUGAUGCCAAAACUGUUAAUGUUAUCACAACUGCAUGUUUCUCUAAGGUCACCAAGGUGAGCACUUGUAGGGCUGUGUGGAAACACUGUCUUUGUGGUCUGUUUCUAUGGAUAGAAGGUAAAGGAACUGGAUAUGUAAAGAAGUGGUGGAUGGAAUGUGGGAUUUAUAAACAAAAGAAGAAAAAAAAGCCAGAGGUGUUUAACUUUUCAGCCAUUCACUUGAUUCAUGAUCCCCAAGAUUUUGCAGAAAAAUUACUAAAGCAGCUGGAGAGCUCUAAGGAAAGGUUUGAAGUGAAGAUGAUGCUCAUGAAUCUCAUCUCCAGAUUGGUGGGAAUUCACGAGGCAUUGCUGCUGCUGCUGGUGCCACUAGCCGGGGUCUGGUCAUGGGCCUCCGCCUCGUGCCCAACGCCGCCGCUCUUCAACGUGAGCCUGGACGCGGCCCCAGAGCUGCGCUGGCUGCCGGUGCUGCGGCACUAUGACUCGGACUUGGUGCGCGCGGCGGUGGUGCAAAUCAUCGGAGACAGAGUCCCCAAGUGGGCCCUCACGUUGAUUGGAAAGGUGAUCACGGAGCUGGAGAGCUUCCUUCCCCAACCCUUCACCGACGAGAUCCGCGGCAUGAGCGACUUCCUGAACCUCAGCCUGGCGGACGGUCUCCUGGUCAACCUGGCCUACGAGUACUCUGCAUCUGAGCAAGGUGGCCAUGAUUCCUAUGCGGGAUCAGCUGUAGAGGGGUCCUCCGUCACUCUCACCAAAGCAAUAUUCCCAGAAAUUGAAACCCGGGUCACAGGGCGACACAGAAUGCUGCCUCCUCUGGCCCAUCAUCUUGGAUCUCCCAAGGGUAAACCUACAGAAGCAUCUGUUGAAGCAAGAGUACAAGAAUAUGGUGAAUUGGAUGCUAAAGAUUACAUUCCAGGAGCAGAGGUUCUGGAAAUUGAGAAGGAAGAGAAAACAGAAAAUGAUGAAGAUGAAUGGGAAAGUACCAGUCUCAGUGAGGAGGAAGAUGCCGAUGGUGAAUGGGUUGAUGUGCACCACUCUUCAGAUGAAGAGCAGCAAGAAAUUUCUAAGAAACUAAACAGCAUGCCUAUCGAGGAGCGGAAAGCCAAAGCUGCAGCCAUCAGCACUAGUAGAGUUUUAACUCAGGAAGACUUCCAGAAAAUCCGCAUGGCCCAAAUGAGGAAAGAACUUGACGCUGCCCCUGGGAAAGCCCAAAAAAGAAAAUACAUUGAAAUAGACAGUGAUGAGGAGCACAGGGGUGAAUUACUUUCUCUUCGGGACAUUGAACGCCUUCAUAAAAAGCCAAAGUCUGACAAGGAGACAAGACUAGCAACUGCAAUGGUGAGUGAUACAUUAACAUUAAAAUGA
Molecule: messenger RNA, 2078 nt
Organism: Ictidomys tridecemlineatus (thirteen-lined ground squirrel)
Lineage: Eukaryota; Metazoa; Chordata; Mammalia; Rodentia; Sciuridae
Source: RefSeq, a predicted model, not a curated record